Molecule: messenger RNA, 2517 nt
Organism: Orbicella faveolata
Lineage: Eukaryota; Metazoa; Cnidaria; Anthozoa; Scleractinia; Merulinidae
Biological process (GO): protein phosphorylation
Molecular function (GO): protein serine/threonine kinase activity; ATP binding; protein tyrosine kinase activity
Source: RefSeq, a predicted model, not a curated record
GCUGAUCGCAGAAAUCCAACUUCUUCUUCGCUCCGAAGUCAACUCUUCUAUGUACUCUCCUUGGUUGACAACAUCACGUGGAACACGAAAAAACUUACUUUCUCAGCGGUGGGCCGUAUCUUGCCCGUUUUAUUGCCACAUCCGACAAUGAGGCAAAGGACCACGAUGAAAAAAAUUAAAUUUCUUCGCUAAGAAGGCUAGAAUGUCGUACAGAAUGUCCCAGGUGUUGAUUAGCACGAGUAGCACGCAUUCUGCGAUGGAACACCAAUAUGGCGGAUGAAGUUGGUUGUCAUGACGAUAUGCAAAUUUCAUCACGCGAGUGAAAACGCUCUAUAAAAAUCCUUGUCCAUGACACACUCAAGAACCUAGCCAAUCAAAUGAUUUCCUCGUGCCAAGUCCUCGCUGACUAAGAACCUCUGCGGACGAGAAGGUUCGUCGUCAAAAUUUGACGAACUGUUCAAGAAUGUUAGCAAACUUGCAACGCGAAGAACGUAUAGGAAGUGGCACGUUUGGAGUCGUUUACAAAGCCAAGUUGGAGGAUCGAUUGGUAGCAGAGAAAGCACUUCACGAGCACCUUUUCAAAUGUCACGACCGGGAUAGACAUGUUGCAAAAUUUGAAGCAGAGUGCAGGAUUCUUGCAAAACUCAAACACAAGAACGUCGUUGAACUGUUAGAAUUCGCGAUUUUUCAUUCUUCGCCUCCAGUGCUUAUCACUGAACUCUUGGAUCGCGACUUAGGGAAGUAUAUUACUUCAUUGCAUCCUGAGAAGAUUCCGUUUCCAGAGGCAGUCUCGAUCAUGUCAGAUGUAGCCGAUGGGCUCGCUUAUCUUCACGAGCAUAAUCCACCAAUAGUGCAUCGAGAUUUAGCUUGUAAAAACAUUCUCCUGACAAGGGAAAAGCAAGCUAAGAUCGCUGAUCUUGGUCUUGCUAAAGUGUUUCCACGUAAUGGAAGAAUGCAUGCCUCUCCGCAACCACUAGGAACACCAGUCUAUGCCGCCCCAGAAACGUUUUCCCCGGAUGGACAUGGUUAUGGCACUGAUCCGGUCGAAUACGAUGUCAAGGUUGAUAUUUUUUCCUUUGGAGUUAUUUUGAUGGAGGUUAGCAAUGGCAGUCCUCCAGUUGUGGAACCAGCGUGGCCCAUCACCAAGGAUCGCGAAAGAAUUCCAGAAAAGAAGCGACGUGAAAGUGACAUAAAGAAGAUGGAUGAACAUAAGUUGAAGGAAAUUGUACUUCGGUGUAUUGAAGAUUUCAGUAAGGACAGACCAAGUGCUGAAGAGGUCUCCAGGUGCCUUCAACAUGAAUGGUCCAAGAUUCAACAGAAACGAAAUAUUGCUCAUAAUAUUCAAGUUGCUCAAGUUCCCAAACUUGAUAUUGCUGUCCUUGGUCAGUCCUACGCGGGAAAGUCAUGCCUUAUUUCACGCUAUUUUCACGGUAAGUUUGAUGAUAAAAUUAUACCUACGUCUGCUUUAAAAUUGCGUACCAUGAGGAUUGACCUCCACGACAAAGAGUAUCGCUUGCAAAUUACAGACACUGCAGGAGAUGAAAAGUAUCACAGCGUUAUUCUAAUGCCACUAAAGCACUGUCAAGGCGUUGUGCUGGUCUUUGACUUAACAGAUCGGCCUUCCUUCGUUGAAGGUAUUCCUGAAAUGAUAAAGCUGGUUAAGCAGAAUGCACCAGAUAACACGAGCUUGAUUUUAGUAGGGAAUAAAGCAGACUUAGCUGAUGCCCAGAAAAGUAGACGAAAAAUUGUAAAGAAAGACGCAGAAUUUUUUGCAAAGGAACUUGGAAUUCGUUACAUCGAAACGAGCGCUUUGUCUGGGCAAAAUGUCGACAGAGCCUUUGAACUGAUUGCAAACGAGAUCUAUGACACCUUGGACUUGUCUGAUAUCGACACUUACACUACCAGUACAGACAACAUACAGCUCACCAAUGAAGGUGUUCCAGGCGAUAGAACCUUUCUGCAGAAGGUGGUUGACUGUUUUACUUUUAGGUGGUUGCGGGAGCGGUGGAGAUCGUAAAGUGGCGAAUGGCCACGGCAACGGAAACGGAAAUUGUAACACGGCAAAAGCAGCAACAUUGGUACCAAGUAAAAAUUCCUUACCGCCUCUGAUUGAAUAUAUUGGACUCUUGUCAGCAUAAGACUUUCCGCUGUGGUUGGGAGAAUUUAAUACAAGACUAUAGGCGUUGUUCGUUUUGUGAUGAGUGACGUUAUUCUCAUCACCUGUUUGCCUGACUUGCAUUGACUUUUUGAGGAGACAUAAGUUGCUGAUCACUCAAGGCUGAAAGGUUUGGCAUCUUUACAGAAAACUUGAACAUAACACACUUUACUAAGUUAUUCUCGGUAUUGCUGGCUUUUGAUAGACCUUGUUAAAGUUCUUGUGGGAUGUUUUUUUUUAAAUUGAUACAGGUUUUGUUUUCCCUUCAAACCCGGGAUUGAUUUCGUUUGCAAGAGGUCAGUCUCGAAGACAUGAAUUUUUAUGGCUCAGAUUGUACAUUAAAGUUGUGGCUUUUUGAAAAA